AUGAAUGUCACCAGUAACGGAUAUUACUCUUCACAAUAUUUAAGUGAGCAACAAAGAAAACAACCUCGUUACCAUUACAACUAUGCCCUGAACCUACCACCAUCCCCUAAAGAAUUUAUCGUUGAAGUGGAUGAAGAUGAUCCUGCUCCAUAUAUGCCUCCAAUGGAAUUUCUACCACUGCAAAGACAAGCAUUCAUGAAUAAUGUCAGACCCAAGACCCCUAAAUCGCAAUCAGAGUCUAUGAUCUCACCUCCGGGUAGUGCUCAUCGUAGCACAUCCUCGUUACCAAUUGAGUACGAUGAUUUGGAACCGGACAACCAACUUGAAGAAACCAUAACUCCAGCGCAAUUGAAUUAUCUCCAAGAACAAAACCAUUAUGUGCCGUAUCAGCCAGAGCCAAGACAACCUUAUCAGCCGCAACAGUAUUACCCUCCCAAACAAAAAUACCCGAAAAAUAAAAACAAUGACUAUUAUAUUCGUCAGAAAAAGAGAUACGACAAAGCUCAGGUCGUCAAACCUAAAUUGUACUCACAUAAAACCUUCCACGAUGUUUUUGAAGACAAAACAGAAAAAUUGGAUAGGUAUAAUCCUAUGGAUCUUGUUUUUGAAGGCAAAGACACCAAAGACAAACUGACUUUUUUAGAGAAGAUGCAGACUAAAUUAACUAAAGAAAAGUAUGAUGAUUAUAAUUAUUACGACCAUAGACCGAAAAAGAGUCCAGUCAAAGAAGAAAUUUUUGUUGAUAACCAAAGCGAUGACGACGAAGAGAACACUCCAGAGGAAGUCGAAGUAGAGGAAGUAGUCACUGUUGGAGAGGGCAAAGAUAAAGAAACCAAAGUCAUAAAGAAGAAAGUACCUUUGAAAAAACUAAUGAAGAAAAAGUUCAAUCAAGCAAAGAAGGAAUUGGGAAGAGAUUUUGUGGAUUAUUCCCGAAGACAAAAAGAGAUCAAUGAAAAAAUCAAGGAGUCAAAACUUCAAUUGAAGAAGAAAAGGGAAUUGGAAAGAGCAGCAGAGAAAGAAAAGUUACGUAAGGAACAGAAGGAAAAGGCUUCUGGUGAAGCUAAGGCUGAGGAAAAGACAUCUGAUGAUAAAAAGGACGACAAAAAGGAAGAAGAAGAAAAGAAACCAGAUGGAGAAGGCGAAGAAAAGAAAGUUGAAAAGGCAACAGAAGAAACUAAUGCUGGUUGGUGGCCAUAUCUUGCUUCAUGGUUGUAUUACCCGGAGGAGGAAGAAGAAAAGAAGGAAGACGAGAAGAAAGAGGAAGAUAAGGAUAAAGAUGAUUCCAAAAAGGAAGAUGAUGAUAAGGAUAAAGAGAAAGACAAAGAGAAGAAGGACGACACCAAAUCUGUGAAGAAGGUAGUCUACCCGCCUACCCCAUUUGAAAAAAACAUGAAAAAAUUAAAAGUGUUUUCAAAGAAUUCCAAAGUGGUGUUUGACAAUUGGAACCAACCAGCAACUAAAAUGUUUUAUCGUGAAUUACUAAAUGAGCCUAGGCUGCUGAAUGCACUGGUAAUAUCAAAGAAGAAGUCAGAACAACCACUGAAUGCACUGGUAAUGUCAAAGAAAAAUACAGAACCACUGAAUGCACUGGUAGUGUCAAAGAAAAAGUCAGAAGCACUGAUCCAUCCUUCCAAUAAAUCGGUUAUAAAAGUAGUAGAAGAGAAUGGUAACCCCAUGGAAUUCAUUAUUGAAUGCAGUGAUAGUGAAGCUGAAUCCCAAUUAACCCAAGAAAUGUAUUACAACCCUGUGACGAAACAAUUGGAAACAAGUCCUCCAACUUCAUCAUCAUCAAUGAUAUCUGGAGAAGAAGAGAAAGAUGAAGUCGAACCUGAGGUCACCACUCAUGGAUUGCAGUUCGAUCCAAAUGCCCCUGUAGUAGUCAUAUCAACUUGGAUGGAUUUGAUUAAACGAGUACAAAUAAUGAAAAUGAUUUUUGCUCCCAUUGAUAUUAUUGGAGAAUUCAUACCUGGUCUACAGGGUUUGGUCGUGGUUAUUGAAUUACUUUUGUUUAUUUGGAUAUUAUACGAGUUGAGUAGAUUGGUGAACGCGAUAUGUAUGAUGAUUACCGCUGUGUGUGCACCAAUGAUAGCGGUCGGGAAGUUUAUGAAUAGGAUUGUUUGA
This is a messenger RNA of Candida dubliniensis CD36, 2121 nucleotides long. RefSeq lists its product as uncharacterized. The record is from RefSeq and is a predicted model, not a curated record. Lineage: Eukaryota; Fungi; Ascomycota; Pichiomycetes; Serinales; Debaryomycetaceae. The coding region runs from base 1 to 2121 and encodes 706 amino acids. The transcript has a single exon.